AUGGCUGCGGGCAUACAAAGCCCUCCCCACCUCCCUGUCAAAUUCAAUCUCUUUGUGGCCGGCACCAAGAAGAAAUCCGGAAUGGUGGCCCCGCAGGUCAGUAACACCAAGAAGAGAAAGGCCGAAGAUGAGGAUACUGAUGUCGAUGAUCCCAAGUCGCACCCUCCAUCCUCAAAGCCAAGACAGAAGAGGAAGAAGAAGUUCUUGUCGGCCGACGAGGACAAAGUUUGCACCGGGACUAUUUAUGUAAAGUCCAAUGCAGCAUCAGACAAGGAUUCGGAUGCAGCUGGUCCGGAUUUAUCCGAUGCGGCGGAUGACGAGAGUUUCCUUGAAGUAGAGACAAGGCCUGCCGAAUGGGGUCAGGAUUCUCAGAUCGCAACGCCGUGGAAGCAUUCCGUCCGUUACCAUCCUCGGCAGUGCGACAAGUGCACCAAAUUGGACAUACCCUGCGUUGUCCUUCCGGACAAAAAGUUUGGAUACACUCGACUCGCAUGCGCAAACUGCGAUCACAUGAAGAUCACCUGUGCCAUCGACGGUGUCGGCGUCAGGCAGAGAAUGCAAGCGAAGGCGGCCGCGGCAACAUCAAAGCCGGCCAGAAACUCUGGAACGCGCAUGAAGACGUCCCGCGCGAUCUCCAAGACCCCGGGUAAGAGAUCACUUGCCCAACCCCCUCGGGUUGAGCUCGACGUAAUUGAAGAGAAGAAGCAACAGCCGGGUCCGCCGGUCGGUGCGCCCAUGCGCAAAGUCCCAACCGUUGGCACAAGCCAUCGGCCGGCACAGGACGAUCAGCCUGCGCCAGAAAACCGCGCCGAUCCCGAGCCAACUGCAAGAGACAUCUUGCAGAGCAUCCACGACCUCGGCAGGAGAUUGGAUCUCCUGGCCACCAAUGAGAGGGUGGACGCCUUGGAGGUAAGAGUGCGUUCGGUGGAGAAUAUCCUCCACCAGCGGUUAGACGCACUGGAGCAAAGGCUCAACGCCUCAGAUGCCCGGUAG
Suillus plorans is the source of this 993-nucleotide messenger RNA. RefSeq lists its product as uncharacterized. Bases 1 to 993 code for a protein of 330 amino acids. Lineage: Eukaryota; Fungi; Basidiomycota; Agaricomycetes; Boletales; Suillaceae. The transcript is spliced from 5 exons. The record is from RefSeq and is a predicted model, not a curated record.